Molecule: messenger RNA, 6411 nt
Organism: Nymphalis io (European peacock)
Lineage: Eukaryota; Metazoa; Arthropoda; Insecta; Lepidoptera; Nymphalidae
Product: titin-like
Exons: 15
Coding region: 310-6039 (1909 amino acids)
Biological process (GO): protein dephosphorylation
Molecular function (GO): cation binding; protein serine/threonine phosphatase activity
Source: RefSeq, a predicted model, not a curated record
GGAAGUGAUAGUUAAAGCUGAUAGCUAUAAUAAUACUUAAUAUGACUAUGGAUUGUACUAUGUGACGUGUGUGAGCGAGAUGUGAUUCGAGUGUUUUGAUUUUAUCAAAAAUAUAAAACUGACUUAAAAAGGAUUUGAUUAGUUAAGGAGAAAAAGUAAUUCUUAUUUUAAGUUUAAUUCAGUUUUUUAUAGUGUCUUGGUAAGUUAGGAUUACUUGACCCGAGCGGACUCUAUAUUCCAAAACAAGAAAUUGUUGAUGAUUUUCGUUCAGUUUUAUUCUGUUUAGUAAACUAUACCUUAUAUUAUAAAAUGGGCGAUAAAGACGAUUAUUUGACUACGUAUCGAGUGUUCUUUGAGAAUUUUGCGGCAACUGUUGAUCCUGAGGAUCAAUUGCCUGUGAACAUCGCGGGAUACACAAUUACGGAGGCGGAGUUGCCGGGAGAAGUAAUUUACUGGACCACACAGUAUUUGACUGAAAAACAAUGCCCUCUUACGUUGAUGGCUCCACUUCAGCGGAUCAUACUUGACGAAGUCCGCGUCGCCUCUAAAAAGCAUCCCAACGAAUUUGGAUAUAAUUCUGACGAAUCAGAGUACGUAGCCCUCCGAUUAAUGCAAGCAGUGACGGCACGCGUCAAUGACGUGUGCAUUCGAUAUUUGGACAAUUCCCGCCUCGACACACUCCCCCCGCCCCCUCCUCCGACGAUGAGAGAAUUUUGCACCGUCUCAUCUGCCACGAAAAAUGUAAGAAGAGUGAUGGAGGAUAGGCAUGUGGAGAUUGGCAAUCUUGAAGCCUUGUUUGGCAUUGAGACGACCGAGCCGACGAGCUUCUACGCGGUGUACGACGGGCACGCGGGCUCGGCGGCCGCCACGUACAGCGCGGCGCACGUGCACCAGUACCUGGCGGAGAGCCCGCACUUCGCGCGCGACCUGCGCCGCGCCAUCAACGACGCCUACCUGCGGACCGACGCUGAGUUCGUCCGGAAGAGCAAUCAGAAGCGCGCGUCGGGCGGCUGCACGGCGGUGUCGGUGUGCGUGCGCGGGCGGCGCCUGCUGGCGGCGUGGGCGGGCGACUCGCAGGCGCUGCUCGCCAAGCGCAUGCGCCUCAUGCAGCUCGUCAACCCGCACAAGCCCGACCGCCCGGACGAACGAGAACGAAUAGAGUCAUCAGGAGGCUCAGUGGUGUUCUGGGGCACGUGGCGCGUCAACGGACAGCUGGCGGUCUCGCGAGCUAUUGGUGACGCAAACUACAAACCGUACGUGACGGCGCGGCCCGAGAUAGCAGAGGUGGAUCUGGACGGUGACGAAGAUUUUGUGGUUGUCGCUUGCGAUGGUCUCUGGGACGUCGUCAGCGAAGACGCUGUUGCAUUGUCUGUUUACAACCAAUUAAUGAACGAUCCAGAUGACUUGAAGGCGGUGCCGAAGAAUUUGAUAAGAAUAGCAAAGAAGGAGGGCUCUGAGGACAAUAUUUCAAUAAUCGUGGUGUUCCUUAAGGACCCGCGUGAUAUUGUCGCCGACAACUGCCCGCCCAUGGACCUUGGGCUGGAUAACGCGGUGGUGAACGCACCACCGUUCGCCGUGGAGAAUGAAGCAAGUUGCAAGAUGGUGACAGCCGAGGCGGAAGGAAGAGACUGUGCCGAGGGUGGCGACAACGGUGUAUCUGACAGCGACAGUGACGACCUUGGCCCAGAGACGGCAGUAGACGUCGAUUUGGACAUAGACGAGGACGCAGAAAUGGACCAUAAUGAACCAGCUCCACCGACUCCACCAGCACAUACGGUGGAAGCCAGCCACGUCGACGGCAACUUAGUGGAUAAUGUAGCGGAGAGUGGCGAAGAGUCAGAAGACGAGUGGAAUUACUUCAAAGGCGAGGGCGAACAAGAGCAAAAUCCUAGCGAAGAGGUCGACGAGCCUCCGCGUUCUGAAACACCUUGUCAGGAUAAUUCUGCUUGGGAAAGCAGCUCAGUAGACAUGAACAGCUCACCACUUAACCCAGACGCUCCAGUCUUCGUGCCGGGCGGAGUAGCAGGAUCUGAUGUGUUGCUGGCAGAAUCUCCACGCAAGCCGUUACCUAUGGAUGAUAUAGAGUUACCUGAUGUUGCCCAGUUCCAGACUGAGGCUGUCAUCAGACCUGCUGAACUUCAAGACUUGGAUAAUUGUGAUCAGCUAAAUGGACAUCAUAAUAUAUCAAUGGAAGGGGUAACACAACACUUGAAUGGCAAUGAAAAGUGUGAAAUGGAAAGCUUAGGAUUUGGAUUUAGUGUAGGAAUAGAACAAGAUAAAAUUAAAGAUACAAGUUUAUUUCAAGAUUUUGAAAGAAUACAAAAAGAUACAACAGACUUUUGUAACAUUCAGGUAUUUCCAGCUCAUACAGAAACAAAUCCCUUUAGUGUUGAUGGUAAUGAUGAACUCUUUGAAAGGCUAAAAAAUAAAGAAAAUGAUCCUAUGAGUAUGAGUUUUUACCAAGAAAAAGAUGAUGACACUUGUGAAAGAUUUGGAAAAAUUGGAUCACAUGUUGACUUGAAUGCAGUACAGCCUCUUCCUGACAGUGACGAUGAAGAUAUUCAACCAAAUGGAGUUUGUGAGAAUGUUAAUGAAAACAAAGAAAACAUUUCUCCUGAAGAGAGAACAAAUUUAUUAAAUUUAGAACAAGAUAUUCAAGAGCCAAACAAUGACAUUAAUAGGUUUGAAGACAGAUCAGAAAUUGUUGAAAACAAUGUUUCAAGUUUAGAUAAUUUUGUGGACUUCAAUAUUCAAAAUACAAAUAUGCAAAAUUAUACUAAUACAGAGUUUGAUUGUAACAUUCAACAAGAAACUGUUGCUCAAACAGAUACACCUGAAUCUCACAAACUUCUCUUUGAACAAAUACCAGAGAUACCAGAUGGUAAAAGUUCAGAACUAGGAUUUACGAAUGAGGACUUAUUGGACCCUUCAGAUAGUGAUAAAGAUGUAAGAGUUAUAACUCCACAAGAUGAAACUUCUCAAGAUAUUGAAAUGGAAAUUAAAUUUGAUGAAUCACCGUCUGAAGAAGUACAACCAGAAAAUGUUACUGAAUUUAAAGAUGAUCAAGUAGAUGAAGAAAGUUCUGAAAAAAAUCAUCUAUUAAAGAAUUCCUCUGAAUUAGAAGAAAAUGAAAUAGUGACAGAUACUGCAAUUAGUCCCGAAAUUAACGAAGAAUUAAACUGUGAACAUGCAUUUUCUUCACAACACAUUAGUGAACAAGAAAUCAUUAAACCAUGUUCACCGGAAAUGGCUCAAGAAAAUGUAGUAGUUGAAGUUCAUGAGUCUCCAGAAUCUGAACUCAAUGAUUUGAAUGAGGAGAAUAUUAUUGACGAAAUACAAAUUGAUACUGGUAAUGGUAAAAAAGAUUUAGAUUUAUCAGAAUUUGCCUUUGACGCUCCCGAAAUCAAGUUUGAAAAAGAAGAAGACAAUGAAUUGCAGAAGCUAGAAACAGAGUUCCCGACAGAGUCGCCAUCGCCGUCUCCUGCACUGAGUGAACCAUUUAUAACGAGUGAUUCUCCAUUACCGGUGCAUGAGUCGCCACUUCUCAAGGAGUCUCCAUUGCCGCAAGAAUCUCCAUUGCCUCAAGAUUCUCUGUUACAACAAGAAUCUCCUUUGCCGCAAGAGAUUUCUUUGCCGCGCGAGUCUCCGUUGUCACAAGAUACUUUACUGCCUAGAGACUCUCCCAUACCAAGUGAGUCUCCACUUCCACAAGAGACUUUACAUCCUCGGGAGUCCCCAUUACCACUAGAGUCACCAGUACCAAGUGAGUCUCCAUUGCCUCAAGAGUCCCUAUUGCCUCAAGAGUCUUCAGUACCAAGGGAAUCACCACAGCCUCAAGACUUUUCAGUGCAACGAGAAUCUCCAAUAACUCAAGAGGCUCUAUUACCAGAGGAGUCAUCCAUGCCGGGAGAGUCACCUUUACCCAGUGAGUCACUUAUUCCAUCUGAGUCACCAUUACCUAUUGAGUCACUAAUGCCAUCUGAGUCACCACUUCCAAUUUCAUCACCUGUACCGGCCAAACUUGUCGAACCCAUAUCAUCCCCCAUUUCAAAGUCGCCACAUCCUUCAGAAUUAGAAGAAAUUGAAACAACUGCACCAAAUCCAUCACCAUUACCCUCACAAACAGUAUUGGAAUCACAAUCACCAUUACCGUCACAAACAACUUUGGGAUCACAGUCACCAUUACCCUCAAAUGAUAGUUUUGAACCUCCAGUACCAGCUGAGGUUCCACUACCUAGAGAAUCUCCCUUACCUGAAGAAAAAAUUGAUAAAGACACAGUGCAUGAUAGUGAGGUACCGGAAGAAAGGGAAACACUUUUGACUGCAUCACCUUUACCUAAUGAAAUCACAACACCCAUAGAACCUUCUAUUGCUGAAACACAAACAGCAUCGUCACAGCAUUUAGAUUUAGAUAUGGAAACAACAGAGACUCAAAUUGAUUCUAAUAUUUCAGUUGAACAAAAUGAGUGUAAAGAAACAGAAAGAAAAUCACCUUAUCCUGUAGAAGAAACAUCUGUAUCACCAAUGAUAGUGCAAUCGUUUCAAAAUACUGAUUCUUUUAUAUCCGUGGAAGUAUCCCGGUCUACCGAAUCGCCUGUACCUGUUGAACCUGUUCAUACGGAACCAGUACCAUUAGAACAGGAAAUAUCUAUAGAAUCGUCUGUAGUGGAAACUUUACCUGUUGAAUCAGAAAUCACAAGUGUAUCUCCUGCGCCUGUCGAUGUGAUCACGGAUACGACACCUGCAGCACCUUCUCCAAUGCCCGUAACGGAUUCAGUCGAAAUUGAAGUUGUUGCUUCUGAGAUUCAACAGUCAACAUCCGAAAUUAGCGCUCCGGCUCCCGACAUAGUACCGGAGGAACGCCCGCUUACUGUACUAGUCACCGAUAUAGAUAUCGGUAUUCCCGAAUCUAGAGCCCAAGAAAUUUGUGUUCCUGUUACCAGUGAAAUUCAACACGACGAUACCGCACAACCUGGAGCAGCUACACCCCCUCCGACUCCCGCAGUCGAGCCCGCUCAACCCUCUGCCCUCGGCGAGGCACCCAUCGCCGCCGCCACAGCCGCCGUAGCCGCCGCCGCUGCUGUAGUCACAGCUGUCGCCGCGACAACAGCGAAAACGAAAUCGACCGGAUCUCCGAAAAAAUCUCCUACGACACCCACUGCUAAAGCGGCUACAUCGAAGACGACAUCUAAAACGACACCCGCCGCACGAACACCAGCCUCGGUGACGAAACGUUCUGCUCCCACAUCGACUACGAGCACGCCGCGGACACCGGCGACGGCCGCCCCACGCACUGGUGCCGCUCGCCCCUCGCCGGCCUCGGCCACCAAGCCCUCGUCGACCGCGCGACCCGCCACUAAGCCAGCGGCGUCGCCCGCUACGAAGGCCGCUCCUAAACCAGCCUCAGCACCCGCGCCAGUACGAGCAGCAGCGCCUGCACGUUCCGCGCCAGCUGCACGCCCCGCUCCCAAGGCACCCGCCACGAAACCCGCCACAACAGCGUCGGCAAAGACGGCUGCGGCACCGUCGAGAGCUGCCGCGGCACCGGCGGCCCGACCCGCCGCUCGACCUACUUCAGCGGCUCGCCCGCUAUCUACUGCCGCUCCUAUCGCUAAACCCAAGGACGUAAAGCCGAAAACUGUAGCUGCGCCCUCGAAGCCAAUGACGAAUGGCGAUGUCAAAGCUCCCGCUAAGCCGCCGACUCGCGCGCCGAUCACCCGCCCCGCGUCGCGCCCGGCCGCCCCCGCCGCCGCUCCACCUAAACCUGCUGCGCCAAAACCCGCGGCGCGCGCUCCUCUCGAUAAACAGAGCAAAGAUCUCGCUAACAAGCGCAUUACCGCCAAGGCUGCUCCUCCGAGGACUACGACUGCCAAGGCUUUGGCUGGAUCGAAGGCUGUCCCAGCAAAAGUGGGAGUCAAGAAGCCUGUAGACAAGAAGAGAGCGACGGAGAAGACGCUGGCGAAUGGCGCAGACGAACCGCUGAAGGCGCCGCCCAGCCCACCCACUGACAACGCGCUGUUGCCCGACGUGAUCGCGUAGAUCGUCGAUGCGAUUCCGAUUCCUAUUAUUUUCCGCUUGAAUUUUGUGAUUUUCUAUAAGUGUAUGAUAGUUUUAACGCUGCCCGUAGCGGCGAGACGUUAGGUGCGGGAGACGUCUCCCAUUUUAUAUUAUAGAGUCGCUUUUAAUAGAUGUGUACGUUGCCGAUUCGUUGUGUGCGGGUGUCGACGCCACCGAACCGGCCCCGGUUUUAAGCCGGUUCGGCCUGGCCCGGCCCUACACGGUUAUUAUCCAAUAUUAUGAGUCUGUUUAGAAUUUUUAUAUUACCGACGAAUGAUUGAUUUUAAAUCUGGCUUUUAAUUUAUUUUCUUUGUAUAACCGUAUUAUUUAAAUAAAAUUGUGAAGAAGGACUGA